UCAUUUCCUUAACUGGCAAUUGCUGCCUGUCUGUCUGUUUUUCAGAGAACAUUCCGAGAAAUCAUGUUCCUACAGGAAUUUGGAGAACACCCAAACAUCAUUAAGCUCCUGAAUGUCAUCCGGGCUCAGAAUGACAAGGAUAUUUACCUGGUUUUUGAAUCCAUGGAGACAGAUUUGCAUGCUGUGAUUAAGAAGGGGAAUUUACUGAAAGAUAUUCACAAGUGUUACAUCCUGUAUCAGCUUCUGAAAGCCACCAAAUUCGUCCACUCAGGAAACGUCAUUCACAGGGACCAGAAGCCUUCCAACAUCCUGCUGGAUGCAGACUGCUUUGUUAAGCUGUGUGACUUUGGGCUGGCUCGUUCCCUGUGCCAAAUCCACAAGGAUCAUGGCAACCAAGCGCUCACUGAAUACGUCGCGACUCGCUGGUACAGGGCCCCUGAGAUUCUGCUUGCUUCUCAUAGCUACACCAAGGGUGUGGACAUGUGGAGCAUCGGCUGCAUUUUGGGGGAAAUGUUGCUCGGGAAGCCCCUGUUCCCAGGCACAUCCACGGUCAACCAAAUUGAGCACAUCUUGCGCAUCAUACCUCCUCCAUCCGCAGAAGGUGAGAAUGGUUUGAAGGGCUUAACGAGCUCAAGGAAAGGGGGAGCAGGACAUGAGCCCAGAUGUUGCCGCCCUCCACUCAGACUACAGAGCCUCGAUUAUCAGCCGCCUGAGCUCCCAGCCUUGGACCUUCUGAAGAGGCUCUUGGUCUUUAACCCUGACAAGCGGCUGACGGCAGAAGAGGCCCUGAAGCAUCCCUAUGUACAAAGGUUCCACUGUCCCACCAAAGAGCCUGCUCUGGACUACAACGUGAUCCUCCCUCUGGACGAUGACUUGCAGCUCUCCGUGGCUGAGUAUCGCAAUAAGCUGUACGAGAUUAUUUUGGAAAGGAAGGCAACUAACCAGCAUCAGAAGCAGCAGCUCCAAAGAAAGGAUCUCCAGCCCAGUUCCUCAGAGCCCCACCUCCCUACUGAACCUCUACGUAAGGAGCAGGGGGUGCCGCAGCCCCUCCCACCAAGUAGCUCUCCUCCCGGGCCGUCUGGAGCCGCCGUUCCUUGCGAAGCUCCCCACCAAAGCGCGAGCGAAAUAAGACGUCUCUGCCCAAGGCCAACAACAAGUUCCACAGCGGGCCGCCUCAUCGCCCACACCAGUGCCCACAACAGCCUUUGGCCUGGCAUCCUGGCAAGGAAUCGCUCUGCUCCACUCGCUUCCCAUCAGGCCCCCUCCGCCCUCGACAGGAGACACGGGAGGCCAGCACCCUGGGCACCAGCAAACCACCCCGCUCCUGCCGCAGGCACAAAGGAGCUCCAUGGCGAUUCAAAGGCCUCUGAGGCUCCCCACAAGGACGUCCGUCCCAUCCCAAAGCCCAGCAGAAAGAUGUUCCCUGUCACAGCAAACGUGGGAGCAGCUGGUGAUCCCCGGGCCCGCCUGGGCAGUUACUCCCAGUCCUAUGGGACCAUCUAGCUGGGCACAGAACACACUUUGGCUGCCCCCUCUCUCAGGGAGUUGAGAAGAGACUGCAGACGCCUUUUGCAGAGCCCUCCUCCACCACCACCACCACCACUGGAGAUGCUGCUCUGCUCUCUGCCCAUCCGCUCCAGUCAAAACCGGCUCCUCUUCACUCUGUCCAGAGUUGCACUGGAAAAAGAAAAGACAAACCUCUGUGGAAACACCCCCCCCAAGGCGGGGGG
This is a messenger RNA of Gekko japonicus, 1730 nucleotides long. It is a transcript of the gene MAPK15, whose product is annotated as mitogen-activated protein kinase 15. Gene Ontology annotation, molecular function: protein serine/threonine kinase activity; ATP binding. The record is from RefSeq and is a predicted model, not a curated record. NCBI's taxonomy places the organism in Eukaryota, Metazoa, Chordata, Lepidosauria, Squamata, Gekkonidae. Gene Ontology annotation, cellular component: nucleus; cytoplasm. The coding region runs from base 64 to 1503 and encodes 479 amino acids. Gene Ontology annotation, biological process: intracellular signal transduction; protein phosphorylation. The transcript is spliced from 12 exons.